CAGCCUGUCUUCCCACCUGGUUGUCACUCCCCCCUCCCCUCAGUUUCCCCCCCUUCUCCCUCUUCAGAAUCUUCUGGGUGGCGUAGCUGAGCGGUGAACAAUAGGGAGAGGACGGGUGAGGCUGGGGGGAGCUUAGCAAGUUGGAGGUCAGACCUUCCGAGGGAAUCUUCUAAUGAUCUUAGGACGCUUAGCUGGCCUGGUUCUGUCCACCUUGUCGCCUGCCCUCCCCUGUCCAUCAUGUUCAGUUGCCCGGGGGAUGGUGAGGAGGCUGGCUAAGCGGAGGAAAGGGAGGGAGCGGACCCUGUGUAAGAAUCCACAGCAGCAGCCGGAGGAGACGGGCCCUCGCCCCCGCCGCUCGGGGCCGGGAUGGGGCAGCAGUUCAGCUGGGAGCAGGCGGAGGCGGCCGGCGAGGUGGACGUGGCGGAGCUCCAGGAGUGGUACAAGAAGUUUGUGGUGGAGUGCCCCAGCGGCACGCUCUUCAUGCACGAGUUUAAGCGCUUCUUCAAGGUCACGGGCAACGAGGAGGCCACCCAGUACGUGGAGGGCAUGUUCCGCGCCUUCGACAAGAACGGGGACAACACCAUCGACUUCCUGGAGUACGUGGCAGCGCUGAACCUGGUGCUGAGGGGCACGCUGGAGCACAAGCUGAAGUGGACCUUCAAGAUCUACGACAAGGACGGCAACGGCUGCAUCGACCGCCCGGAGCUGCUGGACAUCGUGGAGGCGAUCUACAAGCUGAAGAAAGCCUGCAGGGUGGAAGGGGAGGCCGGGCAGCAAGGCCAGCUGCUCACGCCGGAGGAGGUCGUGGACAGGAUCUUCCUCCUGGUGGACACGAACGGAGACGGCCAGCUGUCUCUGAGCGAGUUCGUUGAGGGCGCCCGCCGGGAUCAGUGGGUGAUGAAGAUGCUGCAGAUGGACGUGAGCCCGGGCGGCUGGAUCUCCCAGCAGAGGCGGAGGAGCGCCAUGUUCUGAGGGCACCUGCCCCGCCCAGACUCCAGGCUCAGCGGGUGUCCGGAGCAGGGGGGCAGGGGGCCUGGCCCAGCCCCCUCAGCUUACCCCCUCCAGCCGCUCCUGGGCUGAGCCAUGGUGGGGCCCCCGCCAAUCCCUACAUGAUUCUUAGCUGGAAGCAGGGCGCCCUGAGGGGUGGGUCCCACAGGCCCAGCUCACAGUGAGCAUGCCCACCCAGUGGGAGGCAGGCUGGCAGGAGGCGGGCCUGGGAGGCGCUGAGUCUGAAGAAGACUCACCUAGUGUGUGAGGGGGUAGUUACCUCCCCCCGGAUCCUGAGGAUGUUCACAGAGGGUGCUCACUCCUCCCCAGUUGUCCCCUCCUGGGUGUCAGCAGGGACACUGUGGGGAGGCAGGCUGGGCUCUCCCGCCCUCGGAGGGUCAGCUGUCUGCUCCCUCAGCCCCCGCUGCACCCCACCCUCUGCUCCCCUCCCUACCCCUGGCCCCACACUUGCCUCUCCAACGCCCUCCCCAGCAUUGCCCUCCCACGAUUCCCAGCCACAAGCCCAACAUGUCUCCUUAGGGAAUGGAGAGAACUGGGGAGAACAGGGGGAGAGGAUGGGGGAGGCUGAUGACCUGGGUUCUAGGUCAGACCUGCUGUGUGACCCCGACGGCCACUUCUCCUUCGGACCUCGGUUUCCUGGUCUGCACAGGGAGCAGGCCUGGACCAGACCAGCAUGUUCAGAUGAUUAUUUUUUGGAAUUUGAAUUAUUUUCGUUACACAAAUUCUGUGCACAACCCCAGUGUAGAAACUAGAUUAAAAUGGAGCCACCCUGGUUGAUGGGGGG
Messenger RNA from Pipistrellus kuhlii (Kuhl's pipistrelle), 1792 nucleotides. It is a transcript of the gene GUCA1B, whose product is annotated as guanylate cyclase activator 1B. Gene Ontology annotation, cellular component: photoreceptor inner segment; cone photoreceptor outer segment. Gene Ontology annotation, biological process: visual perception. The coding region runs from base 367 to 972 and encodes 201 amino acids. The record is from RefSeq and is a predicted model, not a curated record. The transcript is spliced from 4 exons. Lineage: Eukaryota; Metazoa; Chordata; Mammalia; Chiroptera; Vespertilionidae. Gene Ontology annotation, molecular function: calcium sensitive guanylate cyclase activator activity; calcium ion binding.